Hippoglossus stenolepis (Pacific halibut) is the source of this 1533-nucleotide messenger RNA. It is a transcript of the gene tmem60, whose product is annotated as transmembrane protein 60. The transcript has 2 exons. Bases 253 to 657 code for a protein of 134 amino acids. The record is from RefSeq and is a predicted model, not a curated record. Lineage: Eukaryota; Metazoa; Chordata; Actinopteri; Pleuronectiformes; Pleuronectidae.
UAAUUUGAAGACACCAAACGGAAAUGUGUCGGUAGCUGUAGCUAAAGCUAACUGCUGUGUUCUCGUAUCGUUUGUUUUUUUCCGGUGCUGACGCUGCUCUCUCGGCCGUAGAAGUAGUUUGUUAAACUUCGGCUGUAAGAGAACACGUUGACUGUCCUGGUGAUCGAGGUGUGUCACCUUGGCUGUGGUCCUCACUCCUCUCCUCAGUCUCUCUCGUGGUGGUGACACUGGCUCUCUGCCAGUCCUCUGUCGAUGAAGAUGUCCCUGGCCCAGCGGGUGCUCCUCUCCUGGAUCUUUGCCCUCAUCUUCCUCAUCAUGCUGGUCCUCAAGCUGGACUCCAAGAUCCACUGGAACUGGUUCCUGAUCUUCCUCCCCAUCUGGACCUUUGACACCAUCCUCAUCCUCAUGCUGAUCGUGAAGAUGGCAGGACGCUGCAAGCCAGACUUUGACCCCAGAGACGGCGAGCAGAGCCUGAAGAAGAGGCUGUGGUACCUGACGGCCCUGCUGCUGAAGCUGGCCUUCUGCCUGACACUGUGCUCCCACCUGGAGAGGCUGGCUGACAUGUGGGUCAGCGUGGUGUGUGUCCCUCUGUGGGUGCUGCUGGGUGGGGCGCUGGUGGAGCUGGGACACAGUGUUUUCCACUACAGGAGGGACUGAAUCAGAGGACCCUACAAUAGUUGAUUUUGAACAUGACAGACUUUUUACUCUCAGGCUUCUCGAGCUAUGGAUGCACCAAUCUGAUCCGCUGGAUUGGAAUCAGAGCUGGCGCAGACCUUAUGAAGCACAUCGUGUAUCAGGCUGACAUGACCGAUCCACUUCAGAUGCUGUCUAUUUGUCAAUGUCAUUAUAAAAUUUGAUGUUUCUGCCUCGAGCUCAGCAAGUUACAGCAGGUUCCAAACUCAAGAGGCUCCAAAGAGUUCUUCACACUGGUUCACAGGUUUUAAAUCCAAUAAGCGCAGAGCGGGACAUUGGUUUGACGUUCACAUUACUGCCUUCUGGCUUUUCUUUACACAACAGCUGAAACAGAAAGGGUGACAAAACCAAAUGUGUGCACCAGUUCUUUGUGACACUAAAUGUUGCUCUACAAUUCACCUCUUCACUUUUCUGGGGGGAGGGUGCACACAUACUGUCUCGACACACAAAUACUUAUGUCUGCUGUGUCCAUGUAAUACUAGUGCCACAUUGAUGGUAUAUUACUCUCUGCACUAGCAUGCACUGUGUACCACUGAACCAUAUAAUAUGUUGCCGUCUAUGGAGUCACUGUUGCAUCUCUGUGUAUUUCUGUAAAGCAGUUAGAAAUCUCACAACUUCCAUAUGUGAUGAAUUUGUCAGUACAUCCCAGAAUGUCCUUCUGCCACUGAAACAAUUCAGUUUGAAUGUAAUCCCGAACAUUCUCUGGAUAUAUGAAUAAGUCCUUUGCACUGUGCAGAUAAAGAAUUGUAGUUUACAUCCUUGUGAAUGCAAAAUAUAAUUCUGUAAUACAUAUAAUACAAUUUCUGAUGGCUGUAAGGCCAAUGCUCAGUAUUAACUGUU